Symphalangus syndactylus (siamang) is the source of this 1186-nucleotide messenger RNA. RefSeq lists its product as uncharacterized. Lineage: Eukaryota; Metazoa; Chordata; Mammalia; Primates; Hylobatidae. The record is from RefSeq and is a predicted model, not a curated record.
GCGAAGAGGCUCCGGGCUCGGCCAGUGUCUGCCCCGGGACUGGGCCCUGGGACUAGGCGGGGCACAGGUGUCCCAGGAGGGGGCGCCCUGACGUAACGCGAACGGGCCACCUGUCCCUCCCACGCCUGCGCUGCCACCCGCCCUGCUCCGCCAUCGCCUCCGCCAUCGCCUCCCCCAAAGUGCCCCGGGUCCUCCGAGACGUCGUCGUCCGAGAUGUUCUGCGGGAGGAACGUCUGCUAAAGCCGGUCCUCGAGUCCCGCCCCGCCUCAGGAGGGGCAGCGCCCGGAUUGUCUUAAGUGCAACACUUGCCAAAAGGGGCUCUUUGGGAUUGGGGACUUUUUUUCCUAAGCAACGGACGUACCUUUCUAGACUCACCAACUUAGAAACACAGGUUUUCUGUUUGUUUCAUUAUUAGACCUUCAAAGAUCAUCACGUCCCACAGCCUCCUCCUUUUCCAGAUGAGGGGACUGAAAAUCAGAAAGAUUUUGCCUUUUGCUCAAGGUCACACAGCUCAAGUUCACUGUGCGGCUGGGACUAGAGGGUCCGAAUAUUCUGCAGCUAUGAAAUGAAAAAAAUAAGUUUGGCUGGAGGGUGGAGGGCAUCCAGGUCUGUCCUGGCCAGCCGGCGGGGAGGCUCAGCCCAGGGUUCAGAUUUUCCUGGAGCCAGUCCACCAGCGGUCAGGCCACAUGUGAGUAAUAAAGAAUUGAGUGUUGUGUACUUUAGGCUGGUCUCCCUCUUCCUGGCCCCCUUCCCCGGCCUUAACUUCCUUUUGGAGUCCCUACUGACUUCUGGGUGUCCACCAUGGGCCCUGUUGGAAAAAUUUCAGCUCCAUCCCAGAAUAAAAGGAAUGAAAACCUGGGGAAAGGAGCCAAGGAGGAAAAGCCACAAAUACGCAUCUGGCCGAGGUAGAGGGAGCAGCUCCAAGAGCCUGCAGAGAUGCACUGUGACUGCUGUUUGCAGAGGUUCAGCUUCCAGAGGCUCCAAUGCCCUCCUGGGUCCUGCUCCUGAGAAAUCAGAGCAGGCAAGAGAGAAGACCCAUGUUCCCCACCGAAUUUUUCCUGCCGCCAAGUCCUUCAGGUUUCUGCAGACCGUGGGGAAGAGCAAGAACUAUGCAGUCAGACAAGAGGGCAGGCCCACCUCUGGGGUACUUUUCAACUGCAGAGAGCCUCAGAAAGAGUGGACAUGA